Messenger RNA from Solea solea (common sole), 2523 nucleotides. RefSeq names its product general transcription factor IIH, polypeptide 1 (gene gtf2h1). The record is from RefSeq and is a predicted model, not a curated record. The transcript is spliced from 15 exons. The coding region runs from base 206 to 1858 and encodes 550 amino acids. Gene Ontology annotation, biological process: transcription by RNA polymerase II; transcription by RNA polymerase I; nucleotide-excision repair. Gene Ontology annotation, cellular component: transcription factor TFIIH core complex; transcription factor TFIIH holo complex. Lineage: Eukaryota; Metazoa; Chordata; Actinopteri; Pleuronectiformes; Soleidae.
UGUCGCCGGAGCAUUUGUACUGUGGCGCUCAGCUCGGCAGUCAUGUCGGCGCUGAAGUGUCGGGGUAGUUAAAAUUCUCUUUGAAAUAACACAUUCUGACACAUUUACAACCACGUAUGCAGCAUUCGAAGAGUAUGUGUUGAAGGAAGGCGAGGUUGUUCGCUGCAGCGUUGGUUUAUUUUGAGAUAAAUUUUUCUGUUGGGUGAUGGCAUCAUUGUCAGAGGAGGUGCUGCUGGUUGUGAAGAAAGUUCGCCAGAGGAAGCAGGAUGGCACACUUUAUCUGAUGGCUGAACGUAUAGCCUGGGGUCCAGAGGGCAAGGACCGCUUCACAGUCAGCCACCUCUAUGCAGAUAUUCGCUGUCAGAAGAUCAGCCCAGAUGGUAAAGCCAAAGUUCAGCUCCAGCUUGUCCUCCACACCGGAGAGAGCACCACAUUCCACUUUGCCAAUGAGAGUAGUGCAGUCAAAGACAGAGAAGCUGCCAAGGAACUGCUGCAGCAGCUACUGCCCAAGUUCAAGAAGAAAGCCAACAAGGAACUAGAGGAGAAAAACAGAAUGCUUCAAGACGAUCCAGUACUUUUCCAGUUGUAUAAAGAUCUCGUGGUGAGCCAGGUGAUUAGUGCUGAGGAAUUCUGGGCCAACAGGUUAGGGGGCGUAAACAACACAGACCCUGCACUAUGCAACAACAAACAGGAAGUCGGUAUUUCUGGAGCCUUUCUGGCAGACAUUAGACCCCAGACAGAUGGUUGCAAUGGCUUGAGAUAUAAUCUGACAGCGGACAUUAUUGAAUCCAUCUUUAGAACAUAUCCUGCAGUGAAGCAGAAGUAUAGUGAAAAUGUGCCUCAUAACCUGACGGAGAAGGAGUUCUGGACCCGCUUUUUCCAGUCCCAUUACUUUCACAGAGACCGCAUCAACACAGGAACACAGGAUAUCUUCUCAGAGUGUGCCAAGCAGGAUGAGAAGGGGUUAAAGUCGAUGGUGGUUCAAGGAGUGAAGAAUCCUUUGGUUGACCUCCUGUCAUUAGAUGACAAAACAUUAGAUGAGGGUUAUGGAGUUUCCACAAGUCUUCCCUCAACUUCCAGUGCAAACAGAACUUUGAAGGAGAGCAGCAACUCUGCCAUUAUAAAGCGCUUCAACCAUCACAGUGCCAUGGUGCUGGCAGCAGGUUCACGCAAGGGCGAAACGGCAACUGACCAAGCUAGUGAGACCAGCAGCACCGAUGGCAACUCUAGAGAUUCAGACUUCUUUCAACCUCCUGUAAAAAAGGUUAAAUUACAAGAAGCAACAGAAUAUGAUGAUCUCCAGAGGGAGAACAGACCAAAAACAGUCCCACUGAACCUCAAGAAGUCUGACAGAUAUGCUCAUGGUCCUGUGCCACUUCAGUCCCAGCAGUAUGCAACAAGUCAGGAUAUCAUCAAUUCUGUCAACUACAUCCGCCAUGAGAUGGCCAAUUACAAACCCAACCUCACUCAGGUGUUGUCCAGCACAGCUGCCAGUUCUGCCAUAGCAGCACUUUCUCCAGGCGGUGUCCUCAUGCAGGCAGGAGCACAGCAAGCCAUAAAUCAGAUGAUACCCACUGAGGUUCAAGGAGAAUUGAAGCAUCUUUAUGUAGCUGCUGGAGAGUUAUUGAGACACUUCUGGUCCUGUUUUCCUGUAAACACGCCGUUUUUAGAGGAAAAGGUAUUGAAAAUGAAGUCAAACCUCGAGAGAUUUCAGAUGAGCAAGCUUCGUCCUUUUCAGGAGAAGAUUCAGCGCCAGUAUUUAAGUACAAAUCUCACUGGGCACUUAGAGGACAUGCUGCAAACGGCCUACAACAAGUUCCAUGUCUGGCAAACCCGUCGGAUGAUGAGGAAAACCUGAGAUCCAAUGUUUUGUCAAAAAUAGGACGACAACAACAACCUUAAAGUAUAUGGACUAGUGUCCUAAGAAGGACCUCCAGACUGCUGUAAAGAGACCAGAGCCUGAUAGGACAUAUUCCAGAGGGGCUUAAUGAUAGAGAUAUAAGUGGAUACUGCUACACCCCCAAAUGCUCUAUAAAAUAACUGCAACUGCGUUACAGUGGUUAUUAGUUUUUUCCUCCUUAUUUUGUUUCUUCCAUGGUUCAGAGACUGUGACUGGUAACAGUUCAAAGAGACUUAAAAAAUGGUGUAACAUGACCAAAACUUCCAAUGGAAAUUAGUAAAUGACUCUCAGGACAACAAGCUGAGGCCUGAGAUGCAAGCAGAGGAUGGUCAACGUGUUUCAUCAGUGCACAGAGCAGAGAAACUGCUCGGACGUGAUGAGGACAAUAGAAGCCUGUCUUAGCGCUGGCUCCAUUUGUGGAACAACGUUCCAGGAAAUCCGCAGUAAAGGUGGAAGUGAAAUUAGCAAUACUGUAAAGACAUUUCAAACUUUAGUGCAUUAGUAUGUGUGUGUGUGUGACUCAAAUCUUGCUGUCACUGGUUUGUAACGUCUGCACCUUCUGUCUGCACUGGAGAGAAAAAAUGUAAGUGAAAUAAAGUGAGGUGUAAAGCUGUAGUAUUUCA